Molecule: messenger RNA, 656 nt
Organism: Dipodomys spectabilis (banner-tailed kangaroo rat)
Lineage: Eukaryota; Metazoa; Chordata; Mammalia; Rodentia; Heteromyidae
Gene: Guca2a
Product: guanylate cyclase activator 2A
Exons: 3
Coding region: 87-476 (129 amino acids)
Cellular component (GO): extracellular region
Molecular function (GO): guanylate cyclase activator activity
Source: RefSeq, a predicted model, not a curated record
GUCUGACAGGCAGCAGAUGCACCUCUGACAAGCUCAAGGUUACUGAGUAACCCAGGCCUCUUUAAAAGCCCCAUUGUUUGCCCCCAAUGUCCAGUACUGGCGAAUUCUCUCCUCUGAGCACUGCUGCCAUGAACACCUGCCUGCUCUCUGCGCUGUGUCUCCUAGGGACCUGGGCCACCCUGGCAGGAAGUGUGACCGUGAAGGAUGGAGAGUUCUCCUUUCCUCUGGAGUCAGUGAAGAAGCUUAAAGACCUUGAGGAGCUCCCAGAGCCCAGGCUUGGCAGCCGCAGGAAGCUUUUACCCAUGCUAAGGGAGCCUGUUGCUCCCAGGCUCUGCAGUUAUGCUAAUUUUCCAGAAGCACUCAGGCCACUGUGCAAGGAACCCAAUGCAGAACAGAUUCUGCAGAGACUGGAGGCCAUCGCUUAUGACCCAGGCAUGUGUGAGAUCUGUGCCUAUGCUGCCUGUACUGGAUGCUAGGUUUCUGCCUCUUCCCCAGCCCACAAAGAAGCCCUUUCUUCUACUGGAAGGUCAGCCUGUGAUACUCCAGGUAUUAGCAUUUCAACAUACCCUACUGGGAGUACGGAGAAGUGAAGAGAGAACAGCUCAGAAAGUAGCUGAGGAAGUGGAGGACCUGGGCGAAGCUUUCGAAGAUCUGUG